AUGACAGUUUUCCUUUCCUUUGCUUUCCUCGCUGCCAUUCUGACUCACAUAGGGUGCAGCAACCAGCGCCGAGGUCCAGAAAACGGUGGGAGAAGAUAUAACCGGAUUCAACAUGGGCAGUGUGCCUACACUUUCAUUCUUCCAGAACACGACGGGAACUGUCGUGAGAGUACGACAGACCAGUACAACACAAAUGCUCUGCAGAGAGAUGCUCCACACGUGGAACCGGAUUUCUCUUCCCAGAAACUUCAACAUCUGGAGCAUGUGAUGGAAAAUUAUACUCAGUGGCUGCAAAAAAUUGAGAACUACAUUGUGGAAAAUAUGAAGUCGGAGAUGGCCCAGAUACAGCAGAAUGCAGUUCAGAACCACACGGCCACCAUGCUCGAGAUAGGAACCAGCCUGCUCUCUCAGACCGCAGAGCAGACCAGAAAGCUGACAGAUGUUGAGACCCAGGUACUAAAUCAAACUUCUCGACUUGAAAUACAACUGCUAGAGAAUUCAUUAUCAACAUACAAGCUAGAGAAGCAGCUUCUUCAACAGACAAAUGAAAUCCUAAAGAUUCAUGAGAAAAACAGUUUAUUAGAACAUAAAAUCUUAGAAAUGGAGGGAAAGCACAAGGAAGAGUUGGACACCUUAAAAGAAGAGAGAGAGAAUCUUCAAGUUUUGGUUACUCGUCAAACGUAUAUAAUCCAGGAACUGGAGAAACAAUUGAACAGAGCCACCACCAAUAAUAGUGUCCUUCAGAAGCAGCAGCUGGAGCUGAUGGACACAGUGCAUAACCUCAUCAACCUUUGCACUAAAGAAGGUGUUUUACUAAAGGGAGGAAAAAAAGAGGAAGAGAAACCAUUUAGAGACUGUGCAGAUGUAUAUCAAGCUGGUUUUAAUAAAAGUGGAAUCUACACUAUUUAUAUUAAUAAUAUGCCAGAACCCAAAAAGGUAUUUUGCAAUAUGGAUCUUAAUGGAGGAGGUUGGACUGUAAUACAACGUCGUGAAGAUGGAAGUCUAGAUUUCCAAAGAGGUUGGAAAGAAUAUAAAAUGGGGUUUGGAAAUCCCUCUGGCGAAUAUUGGCUGGGGAAUGAGUUUAUUUUUGCCAUAACCAGUCAGAGGCAGUACACACUAAGAAUCGAGUUAAUGGACUGGGAAGGAAACCGAGCCUAUUCACAAUAUGACAGAUUCCACAUAGGAAACGAAAAGCAAAACUACAGGUUGUAUUUAAAGGGUCACACUGGGACAGCAGGAAAACAGAGCAGCCUGAUCUUACAUGGUGCUGAUUUCAGCACUAAAGAUGCAGAUAAUGACAACUGUAUGUGCAAAUGUGCCCUCAUGCUAACAGGAGGCUGGUGGUUUGAUGCUUGUGGCCCCUCCAAUCUAAAUGGAAUGUUCUACACUGCUGGACAAAACCACGGAAAACUGAACGGGAUAAAGUGGCACUACUUCAAAGGGCCCAGUUACUCCUUACGUUCCACAACGAUGAUGAUUCGACCUUUGGACUUUUGAAGGCAUAAUGUCAGAAGCAGUAAUAAAAGCAACAGAGAAAUCUGAAGAAGCUACCAGACAAGAAACUGCUGGAACACUUCUGAAGCAAACGAUAGUGUCUCCCUUCCAGCUACAAGUGGCAGUUAUGUGAAGUCACCAAGGUCCUUGACAAUGGAUUUGGAACCUUCUGAGUUCACAAGAGUCUCCUGUGUUCAUAUGGCUUGACUAUGGAGAAUGCCACUCACUAUCAUGUUUUAAAAAGGGAAGAAACUGUUCGGUUCACUGUGCUUCCAACUGCUACUGGAUCUUACUUUAGAACUAUGGUCGCCAGAUGACAAAUACGGUUUAUUUCAUGUGAAAACUGAGAAGAAGGAGGAGGAGGAGGAAAUGAACAACAAAAAAAGAAGAAUAUACAUGAAGAAUACAAACAGGCCUGCCAUAAUCCUUUGGAAAAGAUGUAUCACACCAGUGAAAUGGUGUUAUUUCUAUGCAAACCUACUAAAAACCAGUUUAUACUGUUGCACAAUUUUAAUAAAAGUUUAGGAAGAAUAAGCAUUGCCCUCUAAGUUGGUUAAGCGUUAAUGGAUUCCAGAAGCCUAACUCUUUAAUCAUACUUACUAAUUGAUUUCAGUUAACCCAUCUUCAAAUGUAAAUUCCAUUUUGGUAAACCAUAAUGAAUUGUAGUACAUGAAGAAUAAUAGUAUGAGGUAGAAACAUGCUCCACUUACUCUGAUUUUUGAUAUAGUUUUCAGGAAAAAGAUGGACAUAAUCGAGUAUGGACAUAUUAGAUAAAAAAUUAUCCCCCCAUGCGACAGUUUUCAUUUACUUUAAAAACUGACUGAUAGAUAUUUAUAGCAUGAGUAAAGUUUAAAGAAUGUGAAAUAUACCAUCAAGCUCUUAAAAUAACAUACAUGCAUUUAAUAUUUCCUUUGAUAUUAUACAUGAGAACAGUAUUUUCAAGUAUAUUAAGUUGGAGUAAAACCAAGGAAGCUGGAACGGUUCAUUUUACAAUAUCUUCCUGCGUACUGUACCCUUAAGCGUAACCUCAUUACUUUCAAAAUAAUGAUUUCAAUUCUUCAUUCUGUUAUUUCAUGCUAAUUUAAUUUUUGCUAAUUAACUGAAACAUGCUUUCCAGAUUCACCCUGUUCCAGUUUCUAUGAGAGAUACACUUUGAAGUCUAUAAAAAUAAAAGAAGAAUUAUAAAUAUCAUUGUACAUAGCAUGUUUAUUUCCAUGGCAAACCUAAUAGCUGUUUAAUCUGGAAUAUGCAACAUUGUCCUUAAUUGAUGCAAAUAAACACAAGUUUUCAGAGAAAUCUACUACACUAUUUUAUGAAAUACAUUAUUUCUUCACAUUUGUCUCUCUCAAGCUCUGUUUUCGUAGGCAAUGUCUGAUUUUUAAAAAAUUAUUUAGUGGAGGAAACUGCCAAAACUCUGUAUUAAACAUAAAGAAAAUACACAAAAAGAAAAUCAAUCAUAGUCACCUAAAAAGUUCUGACUGCUAGCUACUAUAACUCUCUUAGUGAAAAUAUUCCUAUGGGAUAAUCUAUUUUAAGUGAAUUUGGGGGCACAGGUUUUUGUGGCAAUUUGAAGUUGCUACAGUAUUUUGUCAAAAAGGGCUUUCUGCCUUUUAAGUGUGCAAGGUUACAGUAGUGAAGCGUUUUUAUCAAAAUGUGAGUUACUACAUGAAAACUGAAAUAUAUAUUAGAUAUCCUUUCUUAGAAAAAUAAGUUUUUUUCAAAGCAACAAUACAGAUUGCCUCCAUUUGAGAGAAUACAGCUAUUCCAUUUUUAAGAAAAUGUUGUUAAAAUUUACCACCACAUCUUUAUGUUUAUGGAUUUGUAUACAACCCCAUUUUGCCUUACAAGUGAUAUUUGCUGAUAUUACACAGUCUUUCUGUUCUUGGUGACUCCUUCAUAGCACUGUUUAGCCCCUCCCUCUAAAAGCCUUCUCGAUUGUUUUCCUUUAAGUGAAUGAAAGUGAGUGUUUUGUUCUUUUGUGUUCCUACAGAUUUUUGUUACCAGUCUUUUGAUAAGAAAUAGUACUUCCCAACUCAUAUUACAAAAAUAAAAUGAAAUAAUGAAAAAAAAAUGAAAGCAUGAUAUUUACUAUUUUGUUAUCUGGGUUUGAAAAAUGAAAUAUUGUUUCCAAUUAUUUAUAAUAAAGCAGUAUAAAAUGUUUUAUGACUUCA
This is a messenger RNA of Mirounga angustirostris (Northern elephant seal), 3665 nucleotides long. RefSeq names its product angiopoietin 1 (gene ANGPT1). Gene Ontology annotation, biological process: Tie signaling pathway; angiogenesis. The coding region runs from base 1 to 1497 and encodes 498 amino acids. NCBI's taxonomy places the organism in Eukaryota, Metazoa, Chordata, Mammalia, Carnivora, Phocidae. The transcript has 9 exons. Gene Ontology annotation, molecular function: receptor tyrosine kinase binding. The record is from RefSeq and is a predicted model, not a curated record.